Molecule: messenger RNA, 942 nt
Organism: Coniophora puteana RWD-64-598 SS2
Lineage: Eukaryota; Fungi; Basidiomycota; Agaricomycetes; Boletales; Coniophoraceae
Product: kinase-like protein
Exons: 4
Coding region: 1-942 (313 amino acids)
Biological process (GO): endocytosis; signal transduction; peptidyl-serine phosphorylation
Cellular component (GO): cytoplasm; nucleus
Molecular function (GO): protein serine/threonine kinase activity; ATP binding
Source: RefSeq, a predicted model, not a curated record
AUGGAGUACACAUUCGGAGGAAAGUAUAGGCUCGAGGAGGAGAUAGCUAUGGGUGGUUGCGGGAGCGUCUUCCUUGGCGUACAUACCAUAGCAGGGAAGGAGGUGGCCAUAAAGAUCGAGCCCGCGCUGUCGUCUCGAAACUCGCCUCUGAAGCAGGAAUCGCGGAUUUACAAGACGUUGAUGGGAGGACCUGGUGUGCCAUGGAUCAUGUGGUCGGGGAAGCAAGGGGAUUACAACGUUAUGGUGAUCGAUCUUCUCGGACCCUCGCUUGAAGACCUCUUCAAGAUGUGCAACCGCCACUUUUCUAUCAAGACCGUUCUCCUCCUCGCAGACCAGCUUAUCUCGCGUCUGGAGUUCAUCCACUCCCGCGACUUCGUCCACCGCGAUGUCAAGCCCGCCAAUUUCGUCAUGGGCACAGACAAGUCAGAGACACUUGUCAACGUUAUCGAUUUUGGUCUUGCAAAGAAGUUCCGUGACCCUAAGACGACCGCACAUAUUCCCUACAAGCAGGACGACCACCAUGGGGUAGGCACCUCACUGUUUGCCUCCCUCAAUGCACACCACGGCAUUGAGUGCUCGCGCAGAGAUGACCUCGAGUCCCUUGCAUACAUGCUUAUCUACUUCCUCCGUGGCACGCUUCCGUGGCGCAAAAUUAAGGGCUCCACUGUAGCAGAGACAUGGGAUCGCAUCCGUGACAAGAAGAUGGAGACCGUUUCCGUCCUCACUGUUGGUCUUCCUGUCGAGUUCGAGAUCUUCUACAAGUAUGCUCGCGACCUGGACUUCGAGGACCUUCCUGACUAUGACGGUCUUCGCGAGCUUUUCCGUGGCCUAGCAAGAAAGCUCAAGAUUGAGUACGACGACGUGUACGAUUGGACGCUUGUUCAAAAGAAGCCCUCACGGCGGUACUGCGAGGCCUGCGCUCGCAGAGCGUUGGGAUCGUAG